AUGAGGGUUCAUGCGGACAUGUGCCCUCAUCAUGGCCUGUAUAAUGAGGAGAAGACUAUGUGUUUAUGGUCAGAAAUUGUAGCAGGCUAUAAACUAAAUAAGAUGCUGAAGGCGUGCGAGCCUCUUUCUUUUAGAGAUUACUCUGAAUUGGAAGCUAGGUUCGUGAGAAGCACCAGCGAUUAUAAAAACCUGAGGAAGUAUGUAAAAAGAACUCAAAAUCAAUCGUGUAUUGAGAGCUCAGACGAUAACACUCUGAGCUCUAUCCCAGAAAAGGAAAAACCAGCGCAGAAAGCAGAAGUGAUAUGUGAAAUUGAACAUGGAGAAGUAGAGGAGAGUCCCAAUAUGGAGAUGGAUUGCGAGCUCCAGACAGUUGGAGAAGUGCUGAAGAAAGUUCAGGCAGCAAUGCCAGCAGAGUGGAAGACGGUGGCUUUGCUGCCGUUUGAAAUGCCAUAUGACGCAAACAUAUUUAUUGAUUUAUUCAAUAAAAUCAUGAUGAAUACUCAGGGCGUUAGCCUACAAAUUUAUCUUGACAAGUCCCGGUACGAUGCCGUAAAUAGGAGAGAUUCAGUACGCGGUGGUGGACGGGGGAGAAGAACUCAGCGCGGCAGGAAGCCACCGCGGAGCAAUUUCCUCCCUUCAGGAGGAGGCAGUAGCAGAGGCAACAGAGGCGGCAGAGGCAGAGGCAACAGAGGCGACAGCAGAGGCAACAGAGGCCACCAUGGUGGUCGUAGUCGAGGCCAGUCUGACCACAACCAAAGUGCCAAUGACCUUACAAAAGAAAAAUUUAAUUUAGCAUCGUCCAUUAUUAAAACACUAAUGAAUUUUACAUAA
Messenger RNA from Ctenocephalides felis (cat flea), 831 nucleotides. RefSeq lists its product as uncharacterized. The transcript has 4 exons. Bases 1 to 831 code for a protein of 276 amino acids. The record is from RefSeq and is a predicted model, not a curated record. Lineage: Eukaryota; Metazoa; Arthropoda; Insecta; Siphonaptera; Pulicidae.